Molecule: messenger RNA, 1217 nt
Organism: Cajanus cajan (pigeon pea)
Lineage: Eukaryota; Viridiplantae; Streptophyta; Magnoliopsida; Fabales; Fabaceae
Product: transcription factor MYB106
Source: RefSeq, a predicted model, not a curated record
UAUGCUACAUGCUGCGUAAGAACAAGUAAUUAAAAGCAUUUGCCGUUUAAAAAUGGGAAUGAUGCCAUGCUGUGAGAAGGUAGGGUUGAAGAAAGGACCAUGGACACCAGAAGAAGACAACAAGCUCGUUGCUUAUGUUCAAAAGCAUGGCCAUGGAAACUGGAAUUCAGUGCCUGCCAAAGCGGGUCUUCGAAGAUGUGGAAAGAGCUGCAGGCUGAGGUGGAUUAACUACCUCAAACCUGAUAUAAAACGAGGGAACUUUAGCUUCUCAGAAGAUCGCACCAUUAUUCAACUUCAUGCUCUUCUUGGAAACAAAUGGUCAAUUAUAGCAUCUCACUUACCCGAGAGAACAGACAAUGAGAUAAAGAAUUAUUGGAACACCAACAUCAAGAAAAGGCUUAUCAGAAUGGGAUUAGAUCCCAUUACCCACAAACCAAAAUCUCAAGCCUAUGUUGGUGGUGACCACUCCAAACAUGCCACCAAUAUGAGCCACAUGGCACAAUGGGAGAGUGCUCGACUUGAAGCUGAAGCUAGAGAAUCCAUGUUGCAAGUUGGAGCUAGCUCCUUCCUUCCCUCACAGCUAGUCACAAGCAAAAUCCCCAUUCAACCUUUUAUUUCAUCAGAUUCACCAUCAACUACACUCAACAACACAGUGUAUAACAUGUAUGCCCUCACACUUGUCACCAAUCAUGAUCUUCAAUCACCGAUAUCCACGUGGAGCUUCCCAAAUAAAAAGUGUACUGUCUCAACCAAUGUAGGGCAAUUCACUGACACCGAAAUUUCACUCUCAUAUAAGGUUGAUGGUAAUGUUAAAGAAAGUAGUAGUCAAACUCAAAAGACAAUGGAAAGCUAUGAGCCAAUCUUGCAAGAUGAUGACAUUAUGAUGGCUGUUGAAGCAUUUAGAACAGCAGGAUGUGAGAGUAUUCAUGAAUUGUUUAACAACUCUGCUGCCAUGGAAGGUCUGAUUAAUUAUUCUUCUGAAAGAGAUAUGUACAAGAGUACAUAAAUGGAAACUUCCAAUUUACAUACUUUCCUUGCUAGGGAAUGGUGAAGGCCAAGGCCAUGUGAUGUGAUAUAAAAUGUAUCCUUUGUUUUUAAUUAAUUUAUCUCCUCUAUGCUAAGUGAAAUUGCUUUGAACAAUACCCAUAUUUAAUUUGUAGGGUGCAGGUUAUGAUCCAUUCUGAGAAAAAGUUAGGCAGCUGACAAAUUAUGUUACA